Messenger RNA from Lithohypha guttulata, 834 nucleotides. RefSeq lists its product as uncharacterized. The record is from RefSeq and is a predicted model, not a curated record. The transcript is spliced from 2 exons. Bases 1 to 834 code for a protein of 277 amino acids. Gene Ontology annotation, cellular component: mediator complex. Lineage: Eukaryota; Fungi; Ascomycota; Eurotiomycetes; Chaetothyriales; Trichomeriaceae.
AUGGCGUCGAUUGUCAUAGAAGAUAUUCACCCUGAAGACAUAGCCCUUUACGAAGCGCUGGCAUUGACACAACAAGCACAUUCCUUGCUAAACAUUGUACGUGGUGCGCCAUCCAAUAUCAUAGGUCCACUCCGUGAAGCAUGCAGCACUCCUCAGCAGAUACAACCACAAGAAAUUGCUUACAAAAUUAGCAAGGGCGCACAAAAAGGUCGACACGACAUUCAGGAAUUGAAACAGAGAUUAAAUGAUGAUCGAAUCAAGCCGCUUCUGAAAGAAGCCAGCAAUGCAGAACUUGUACAGGGUUAUGACACAUGGACCAGUGAUUACCUAAGCCUGGCGAAGAAAUUAAUAGCCAACAAGACUGCACAAUCUCAAACUCGAGACAUUCCUUUCGACACCACGAAUGAAGCAACGACAAUCCUGGACAAUUUCGCAAAUUCUGAGCACGAGCUCACAUUGAAACUCACUACUGACGAGUACAAUAACAACUUUCCAUUGACUGCCAAAAUCGGCUAUCUCAAACUCGUCAUCGAUCGUGGCGAUAAUGCAUAUUCCGUGCAGUCUGCACAUCCACCUAAUGGACGUGUACCAUCCUUAUCGCAACAAGUCGCUGAAGUCGUGUCCAAACCUCCCACUUCGAAAAGACUAAGUGAAUUGUUGGAAAUGCUCGAAGCAUAUCACGAUAUUGACUAUCACAGAUGCGAAAGCUGUCAUAGUAUGAUUGGCACUGACUUCAGCUAUCCUCUCAUUCGCAAGGCCGUACCAAAACCUGAGGAAGAUACAGAUACUUCUGGUCAAAAGUGGCUGGCAUAUCACAAAGCGUGUAUGCGCUGA